AAUUAUUAAAAUAUAUCUAAAUAUAUUUUAAACGGCUUUUAAAGUUAAUGAAUUGUCGCCAUCGUUUUUAGGAACUUUCGUCGCUUUGCAAUACCAAUCUGUAAUAUUGGUUGCAUAUUUUGUCGGGUACGUUAACUAAUUAACACACUAUAUUUGAAAAUGUUAAAAAUCGAUCUCGUACAUCAUAUUUUUAUGUACUACGAUUAGAAAUGUUCGCAAUUUAAUAGUGAUUUUUUUAAUAAUGUCAUCCUUAUUAACCAUGCUUCUAUACAAGUGAAAAAUCAAACAACAAAAGUCGUUAGUUUUGCGAAUAUUAGUUUGAGUUAAGAUUGAAAAAAAUUAUGUCUAUUAAGUUUGACACACCUUUUCUAAGAAAUCACCCUUCUCAAGUUAUUUUUUCGAAAACUUACCAUUUUUCUUUUCAUAAAAAAUAUUAUUGCCAGUUUUUCUCCAAUACUUUCGUAUGCUAUUUGUAUUUUUUCUAAAAUAAUUUACCAACUUUGUUAGACGAUGUUCCACUCAAUAUCUACGGAGAAUUGUGGUUUCAACAAGAUGGGGGCUAUUAUGUCUUGCAAAAGGACUGUUUCAAAUAAAGUUGACCUAAGGAAAGAAUAAACAAAAAGAAUUAUUAAUUUAUUUAUUAUUACUUUUAUUGAAUUAUUUUCUUAAGCAUAUACUCAACUUAUUUGCCGUCGGCACUAAUACAAGCUCUGCAUCGCCGCAAAAAAUAUCUUUUUACUACUGGAGCAAAUCUCCUUGGAUUUAUUUCUUUUGCUGCUACAUAAAUAUUGUGAUGCAGUUCUGCAAGAUUUUUAAUCGGCUUUGAAUACUUUUCUUCUUUUAUAGAACCCCAAUAAAAAAUCAAGGGGAUUUAGGUGCGGAGAACGAGGAGGCCACAUAAUCGAACCAAGGCGUCCAUUUCAUCUUUCAGGUCAUUAUGUAUUCAAGUAAUCCCAUACAGGACGAACAUAAUGAGCUUGGCAACCAUCUGGUUGAAACAUUUCUCCGUAGAUGUCUGUUACCUCUUAACUAAGAGACAUGGAUUUUUUUUCUUGUUUUUACCAGAACAAGUAUUGUCAUACAAAAGAAAAGUUUAUUCAAGAAAAUAUAGAUGUAUUUGAAGGAUUGGGAACUUUCAAUGAUUUAUGUAAAAUAAAUUUAAAAGCAAAUAGUGUACCCGUUGCUAAACCAUGUAGACGUGUUCCGUUAAUUAUAAAGAAAAAGUUAUAUGAAAAACUGCAAAACUUAGAAAGACAAAAAAUAAUUGCUAAAGUAACUGAAGCUAGUGAGUGGGUUAAUCCUCUUAUAAUAGUUGAAAAACUUAAUAAAUCAUUAAGAUUAUGUUUAGAUCCGCACGAGUUAAAUAAAUGUGUAGAACGGGAGUUUUUUGAAAUGCCGAGCUUAGAAGAUCUGAUAUUAGUAGUAAACUGUAAAUAAAUGGUAAAACGGAAAAUGGUAAAAUAGUUAUUUACGAUACAAAUGCGGAAAGGCUCGCUUUUCACAUGAGCAUGCUAGUUUGCAGAACGAACGACCGAAGGGAGUGAGUUCUGCAUUUGCGUGCGAAUGCUGGAAAAAUUCUUUCCGCAUGAGUAUUGUACAAUAUUUUUUGUAACGAAUAAAACGUCCCUGCGUGACGAUAUGAGUUGCAUGUGGCGUUUUUGACAGGAAAAAAUCAACCGAAAUUCAAAACGUGAUUGAUUUUAUUGAUUGCAAAUUGAUUUUUAUAGAUUUUUUUAAAUAUUUUAAAACUGUGUUAUCUGCACACGAAUGUAUAAAACGUUCUUAUUAACCUUUUGUUAUAAACAUGCACAUUUGGUCAUUAAUUCAUUCCUUCCUGUUAGUUGCGGUAACAAAAAGCAUUUGUGCGGGAAAACGCGUUUCCCGCACGUCCUCUCUGUGCGGGAAAUAGGUAUCCCGAUGCUAUGAGUACAAAAAGUAUUUUUCAGUAUUAGAUUUUAAAGAUGGUUAUUACCAAAUCAAAUUAUGUAAUGAAUCUAGUAAACUUACGACCUUUUCCAUUCCAUUUGGCUCCUACAAGUUUCUGAGAUUGCCUUUUCUUUCCUUUUGGUCUAAAAAUAGCAGCCUGAAUAUUUUCAAAAAAUAAAUAACAAAAAUUUUUGAGAUAUUGAGAAUACAAUCAUUUAUUUUGAUGAUUUGUUGAUUGCAACAAAUACGUUACAAGAACAUGAUGAAACUUUAAGAAAGGUUAUACAGAGGGCAAGAGAAAAAGGUGUAAAAUUGAAUAAAGAAAAACUCCAAUUUAGAAAAGGUAGUAAAAUACAUGGGACAUAUUUUCAGUGCAGAGGGAAUGAGACUAGAUAGUGAGAAAGUGAAAGCUAUAAAUGAUUUAAACCACCUAAUGCUAAAAAAGAGUUGCAAAAGCUGUUAGGCUUAAUCAAUUAUGUAAGAAAAUUUAUUCCCAGAUUAGGAGAAAUAGCUAGUUCAUUGUGUCAACUACUUAAAAAGGAUGCAGAAUACCAAUGGUUGCAUGUACAUGAUAAGGCAUUACAAAAAAUUAAAGAUGAGAUUAAUAAAAACACUACUUUAAUGAAUUUUGAUGAUAAGAAACAAAUUGUUAUUCAAACAGAUGCAUCUGGAAAAUGGUAUUGGGUGUUGCUUGAUGCAGGAUGACAAGCCGGUGGCUUAUGCAUCUAGAGGACUUAAUGAUGUUGAAAAGAAAUAUGCAGUGAUAGAAAAAGAGUUAUUGGCAAUUUCACAAUUACAUUUACGGGAGGACAAUCAAAGUAAUCACUGAUCAUAAACCUAACGUUAGUGUAAUGAAUAAGGAGAUUUGUAAAAUAAACUCGCCUCGUUUACAACGAAUACGAUUAAAGUUGUUAAAAUAUGACAUUGAUAUCGAUUAUCUGCCUGGUAAAUACUUACACGUUGCAGAUUAUCUGUCACGAAAUUAUAGUAAUGAGAUUGGUGAAGUUGAUAAAGAUCUGUCGGAAAUGGUUCAUACAGUUGAAAGAUAUAUAAGAAUGAGCGAAUCGAGAAAAAUCGAAUUUAGACAUGAAACAAUGAAGGAUGAUACUUUAAAGGAAGUGAUCAGAAGUUAUUACCAUGGUUGGAAUAAAACUUAUAAUGGAGAAAUGAAAGUAUAUUUUCAAAUACAAAGUGACAUAGACGUGCAUAAUAGUGAGUUUACACAUGCAUGGAUUUAGUGGCGCCAAUAAAAACUGGCGCGCCAGUAAAAUUAAAUUGCAUGUGUAAACAUCAACUGGCAUGCAAGUUGAAACCAUGCAUGCAUGGAUUGGAAAAGGCUGCACCCUUCUGAAAUUACUGGCGCCAAUGAUGAGUCUAAAACAUGUACCCAUGGCAACAUAGGUGAGUGUCCAUAAAAAUACAAAUUUUUUUAAUGUCAAAUUUAGGUUGUUUCAUUGCAUUCAAAUUAAAUCCCAAUUACGUUAACACAAUCAACGAUAACGUAUAAUUAUCCACCUUAAACCUAGAAUAUAUCUAUUUUCCUUUCGGUUUAGGUUCUAAUUUGUGUAUAUAGUUGUAGUUUAUAUAAUAAAAUUUAUAUACGUAGUAUGGCUAAAAAAAGUGGUCGGCAGAACAAACAAUAAAAUUUAUUGAAAACUAUGAAUCUUAUCCGUGUUUAUGGGACGUACAUAGCAGUGCUUAUAAAAAGAUGGCCGAGAAAACGCGUAUCAGAAACUUUGCGAAUUAAUGGAUAUUGAAGGCUUGGAAAUUGCUGAAGUGCAAGCAAAAAUACGUUCCAUUAGAAAUGCGUAUGCUGUAGAAUUAGCGAAAAUUAAGAAAAGCCAACAUUCCGGAGCAGGUAUGGAUGAAUUAUACAAACCAAAAGUGCCAUGGUUUGCGGUAGCGGACAGAAUUUUGAAGCAUGUUGUACAAAUAAGAGAAACACAGGCACACAAAUUGAAAUUGAAUCAGAAUCACAACUGAAUAAUUUUCUAGAAAAUACGCAGUCGGCAACUAUCGAGAUACUGUCGUCUUCCCCGAAUGAGUCAUCCGUAGCCAGAAAACCAAUCGCACAAAAACUAACUUCGAACUUUGCAGUCCCAAAGAGAGUUCGAAAAAGGACAAGUAGCACCGAUCGGACUAUACAAGGGCUACAGGAAAUCGUACAGAAAUUAGAUAAAAAGCCUAAGAUAGAUGAGGACAAUGAGUUUGAUUGUUUUGGCAAGUCAGUGGCUUCUUCGUUGAAGAAGCUACCAGAAUCAGUUGCUUUGGAAUCAAUGGAGUCCAUACAAUCGUAUCUUGUACGUCGACGGUUGUCAAAUACCCAGUAUUCCGAGCAAAUAUCACGACCUUCUUUAUCUGCCUCAUCAAGUAGUUAUGAAUAUACUGCAAACCCAUGUUCAAAUUGUUCUUACGAUGACUUUAAUUUACGUUUCAAUCUUCAGCAAGAACAGCCCGAUCUGCUUUUACAGGCAAUAAAUACUUCAUCGUAUGACGACAAUAAUUAAGAAAUUUUUGUAUUUGUUAGCAUUAUUUAACCGAAAUUACAAAUGUUGGAUUUCUAUCUUUGUGUUUUAUUAUGUAUCUGCUUACCUUAAUAAAGUCUUUUAACGCAUCAUAAAUGGCUUGGCAAACUUCAGGGAUAAAAUUUGAAAUUGUGCAUUUUGGGACACGAUACAAAUAUUGCAAUGAAGCGAAAGAAUCUCCUGUUGCGAGAUAUCUUAAUGUUACUUCCAAUUUUAAUUGUGGUGUUAACGCAUCUCUCAUGUGGGUAUCCAUUCACAUGAUCACACAAUCCAGAAGAAUAUCAAAAUUUUGCUUCGUCUUUCGUAAAUGGUUUUUAUAGCUUGCAGAAUCUUCUGCUGCGAGUUCUGGUAAAAGUUUUGCAGAAGCACCCAAAGUAGGACCAAUCCAUGGUUUAACCCAGACACGACCUUUUCUUCGUUUCUUUUUCUGCAUUUCCUUUAUCUUUUUUUCCACUAAAAGUUUGGCUACUAUUUUGCAUGCUUCGUAAAGCUCAUUCAACAUAUUGCACUGUGUGCAAUACACUUUAAAAAUGAAACUGGCGUGUCACUUAUUUUUUACAUGUGCCACGCCAGUGGCACAUGUAAUGUAAACCUUUACUGGCGUGCAAGUAGAACUGGCGCCACUAAAUCCAUGGAUGUCUAAACUCACCUUAAUGGAAUGGUUUUUGUGGGAGAUAGAGUGGUCGUACCUAAAUCAUUAAGACAGGAAAUGUUAAAAAUUUUACAUGAAGGACAUUUUGGUAUAAACAACUGCGAGAGCUGGUCAAGUCUUAUUUUGGCCUGGUAUCGCUUAGUCACAUUAAACAAAUGAUCGAACGUGGCGCAGUUUGUGAGAAAUACAGAUACGCAAACAUGCGAGAACCUCUUAUACCACACGAAAUCCCAAACUUGCCUUUUCAAAAGAUUGGAUCUGACAUACUUCAAUAUGGUAAAAAGUCAUUUUUAGUUAUGAUUGAUUAUCUGACAAAGUGGUUAGAAAUUAUACCUCUCAACUCAAAACAGUGUUCGGACAUAAUAAAUGCUUUUAAGAAUGUGCUUGCAAUUCAUGGUGUGCCGGACAUUGUUGUGUCGGAUAACAUGCCCUACUCGUCCUUUGAAUGUAGAAAAUUCGCAAAAGAAUAUGAUUUUGAAUUUAAAACCAGCAGCCCGAGAUAUCCAAGAUCGAAUGGUUUGGCAGAACGCUUUGUUCAGACAGCUAAAAAUAUACUUCGUAAAACUAAAGAUCUAGAUGCUGCUUUGAUGGAAUAUCGAAACACACCAAUUACAGGGUUAAUGAGAUCUCCUGCUGAACUUUUGUUUUCUCGAAAGAUUAAAACGAAGUUACCCAUAGUAGAAAAAAUAAAUGAGGAAAUCAAGAGCUUUAGAAAUGAUUUAAGCAAGAAACAAGAAAUAAUGAAAAAAUUCUAUGACAAGGGAACACAACCAUUGAAAGACUUAAAUGUGGGAGAAAGGAUAGUUUAUAGAAAGAACAAGGAGUGGCAGCCAGCCGUAGUUAUAGGUAAACAUGAAAGUCCAAGAUCAUACUUAAUAAACACAGGACUGAAUGUACUAAAAAGAAAUCGUCAAGUCUUGAGAAAAUCAGUAACUGACAGACAACUACCUACAAAUAUAGAAGAGAGUACGAUUUCUCUUGCUCUUUCAAAGGACGUUGAUUCUAAUCAUGAUAAUAAUAAGUUAGGUGAUAAAGUAGAAAAUGCUAUUGUACCUUUAAUUACAAAUAAUGAACAACCAAUUGUCAAUUUAAAAACUAAGCCGUUCCGAAUAAUGCGAAAGCCGACUAAAUUUAACGAUUAUGACAUGUAUUAACUUGAUAGGAGAGGUGUCAUAAAGAUGUACGACAAGUUGCAUAAGUAUUGCAUGACAAGCAACUCGUGUGUGUACUAGCUGUAAAAGAUCUGUAGAGUUAAUAGUUAAUAAAGAUAUAUUUAUAAU
Molecule: messenger RNA, 6383 nt
Organism: Onthophagus taurus
Lineage: Eukaryota; Metazoa; Arthropoda; Insecta; Coleoptera; Scarabaeidae
Source: RefSeq, a predicted model, not a curated record